This is a messenger RNA of Plasmodium gonderi, 1032 nucleotides long. RefSeq lists its product as hypothetical. NCBI's taxonomy places the organism in Eukaryota, Apicomplexa, Aconoidasida, Haemosporida, Plasmodiidae. The record is from RefSeq and is a predicted model, not a curated record. The transcript has a single exon. The coding region runs from base 1 to 1032 and encodes 343 amino acids.
AUGACUAAUGUUUUAGGUUUAAAAACUAGCAGAUUACUGAAAGGACAUGAAGAAACACAAUUUGAGCAAAAAUAUUUAUUCUUAAAAGAAAAAUUAGUGGGAUUAGUAGACGAAGAUGAUAGAAUGUUUUUAAAUCGUUUAAAAGCUUGUAUGCAGGAUGAAAAUUUUAAAAGACAAUUUAUUUUAUUAAUGGAUCCUAAUAAUUUUAACACUGAAUAUAUUGCAACGACGAAUCAUGUGAAUUAUAAGAAGAAACCACACAUUCCUUCAGAAUCAUAUGCUAGCACUGUAACAUUCGAUACUAACAAUGUAUGUAAUAAGUUAAACCCAUAUCUUUGUCCUCCACGCCAUGAAUAUGGAAAUAUAAACCAAUACGUAAAACCAAAUAUGCACUCUUAUGUGAACAAAAAUGUACACUCAUAUAGAAACCAAAAUAUGCACCCAUUUAAAAACCAGAAAGUGAGCUCAAUAGAAAAAACAAAUAUGAACCCAUCUGGCAACCUGAAUGCGCACCAGUAUAGAAAACGAAAUCGAAAUCUGGAUAAAUGCAAAAAUGAGCGUACAAGUGAAAACAAAAGAACAAAUCAAAUAAAAAACGAAUAUGAUUCAGGAAAUAAGAAAUCUAAAAAAAUACCUAUUGUUUCGGGGAUAAUUAAUUUUAUAAAAAAGGCUGAUUCCAAUUAUGAAGCACAAUUAAUAGAUGUAUUGCUAAAAGAAAAAAAUAAUGAUGUUAAUGGAAAGGAACCUAAAAUGAGUUCUAAAGAUAUGCUUAAGAUGCUUUCUCCAAUUAUUAAACUUUCUAUGAUUUCUUUUAUUACAUUAUUAUUCGAUUAUAAGAUUUAUACCAUUCCCUUAGCUUUUAUAUUGACAAGUAUAUCAAUAUUAUAUGUUACCUUUAAGUAUAAAAAGGUUCUAAAAUAUAUAACCUCCCAGGAAAAGGUUAAGAAAAUAGAAAUAAAGAAAGCUAAUAAUUGUAAUAAAGGACUUAAUUCUUGUAAAUUCAUAAAUAAAAAAUCAUUAGUUUGCGCAUAA